Molecule: messenger RNA, 1259 nt
Organism: Pelecanus crispus (Dalmatian pelican)
Lineage: Eukaryota; Metazoa; Chordata; Aves; Pelecaniformes; Pelecanidae
Source: RefSeq, a predicted model, not a curated record
UGCUGCUAAGUGCAGUGGCUGCAUGGAAAAGAUCGCUCCAACAGAAUUUGUGAUGAGAGCCCUGGAGUGUGUUUACCACUUAAGCUGCUUCUGCUGCUGCGUUUGCGAACGACAGCUGAGGAAAGGGGACGAAUUUGUUCUUAAGGAAGGACAGUUGCUCUGCAAAAGUGACUAUGAAAAAGAGAAAGACUUGUUGAGCUCGGUCAGCCCAGACGACUCAGACUCAGUUAAAAGUGAUGAUGAAGACGGAGAUGUAAAGCCCACCAAAGGACAAGUAACCCAAGGAAAAGGAAGUGAUGAUGGGAAGGACCCAAGAAGACCUAAACGACCAAGGACAAUACUUACUACGCAGCAGAGACGAGCAUUCAAAGCAUCCUUUGAAGUGUCUUCCAAGCCCUGUAGGAAGGUCAGAGAAACACUAGCAGCUGAAACAGGACUCAGUGUGCGAGUUGUCCAGGUCUGGUUUCAAAACCAAAGAGCAAAGAUGAAAAAACUAGCACGAAGGCAUCAGCAGCAGCAGGAGCAGCAAAAUUCUCAGCGACUAGGGCAAGAAGUAAUGUCCAACCGAAUGGAAGGGAUGAUGACAUCUUACACACCACUUGCACCGCCACAGCAGCAGAUUGUAGCAAUGGAUCAAAGCAGUUAUGGCACAGACCCAUUUCAGCAGGGUCUUACCCCUCCACAAAUGCCAGGCGACCACAUGAACCCUUAUGGAAACGACUCCAUUUUUCAUGAUAUCGACAGUGAUACCUCUUUAACUAGCUUGAGCGACUGUUUUCUUGCCUCUUCCGAAGUUAACUCCAUGCAGGCUAGAGUAGGAAACCCCAUUGACAGGCUGUACUCUAUGCAGAGCUCGUAUUUCGCCUCAUGAAAAUAAAAGAAAACAAACAGUCGGCAUAUAUUUAGCCAGUGACUUUUUCAAGUGCAGACUCUACAGCCAUAUGUUGCCCAGCUCUUCCUUCACAGUGACUCCUGCUGCCUCUGGACUGCAAAGAGCCUUUUUAGGAAGACUAUGUGUGCAUAUAUGUGUAUGUAUGUAUAUAUAUAUUAAUACCUACCUACAUACAUACAUAUAUAUAUAAACAAAAUGCACCCACCAGUCCCAUACCCUUCAUUCCCAGCUUGCACCAGACCACGAGACAAGCACGGAAGGAACAGAAGACCCUGCUCGUCAGCAGCCUUUGGUUUGGUUUGGUUUGAGCUCAUCGUUGUAAAGGAAAUGGAUUUUGCGGAAAGCUAGACCUUUUCCUCCUUUCUCU